Motacilla alba alba is the source of this 1898-nucleotide messenger RNA. RefSeq names its product perilipin-3-like. Gene Ontology annotation, cellular component: cytosol; lipid droplet. The record is from RefSeq and is a predicted model, not a curated record. The transcript is spliced from 8 exons. Gene Ontology annotation, biological process: positive regulation of triglyceride storage; lipid storage. The coding region runs from base 137 to 1753 and encodes 538 amino acids. NCBI's taxonomy places the organism in Eukaryota, Metazoa, Chordata, Aves, Passeriformes, Motacillidae.
GGUAUCCCCGACGUCACAAACACCGCGCGGUCACAGCACCCGGUGGGGCGACACCGGGCACCCCAGGACCGUCCAUCGUCCCGCCGCCGGAGCCCACCGGGACCAGUGCGGCCAACUCCACCGGGCCAGGACCACCAUGGCCACCAGCGAGCCCACGCCGGCGCAGCCCAAGGCGGAGGAGCAGCAGAACAUCGGGACGCGCGUGGCCAACCUGCCCCUGGUGAGCUCUGCCUACGACAUGGUGUCCUCCGCCUACACCUGCACCAAGGAGAGCCACCCCUACGUGCGCUCCGUCUGCGAUGUGGCCGAGAAGGGCGUGAAGACGCUGACGGCGGCAGCAGUGAGCGGGGCCCAGCCCCUCCUCACCCGCCUGGAGCCCCAGAUUUCCACCGCCAAUGAAUACGCCUGCAAAGGGCUGGACAAGCUGGAGGAGAAGCUGCCCAUCCUGCAGCAGCCCCCCCACAAGUUCAUCUCGGACACCAAACUGCUGGUGACCUCCACGGUGACGGGGGCCAGGGAUGUGCUGACCAGCACGGUGUCCGGGGCCAAGGAUGCAGUGUCCAGCACCGUGUCCGGGGCCAGGGAUGCAGUGUCCAACACCGUGUCCGGGGCCAGGGAUGCAGUGUCCAACACCGUGUCCGGGGCCAAGGAUGCAGUGUCCAGCACCGUGUCCGGGGCCAGGGAUGCAGUGUCCAACACCGUGUCCGGGGCCAGGGAUGCAGUGUCCAACACCGUGUCCGGGGCCAGGGAUGCAGUGUCCAGCACCAUGUCUGGGGCCAGGGAUGCAGUGUCCAGCACCAUGGCCGGGGCCAAGGAUGCGGUGACCGGAGCCAAGGAUGCAGUGUCCAGCACCGUGGCCGGAGCCAAGGAUGCAGUGUCCAGCACCAUGGCCGGGGCCAAGGACGCGGUGACCAGCCGAGUGACCGGUGUGGUGGACAUGACCAAAGGGGCAGUGCAGGGUGGCGUGGAGCUGACCAGGUCUGCGGUCAGCAGCGGUGUCAGCACCGUGGGCCAGAUGGUGGCCAGCGGGGUGGACUCCGUGCUGGGCAAGUCGGAGGAGCUGGUGGACCAUUACCUGCCCAUGACAGACGAGGAGCUGGCCAAGCUGGCCACGGCCGUGGAGGGCUUCGAGCCGGAGCAGCAGAGGCAGCAGCAGAGCUACUUCGUGCGCCUGGGCUCCCUGUCCAGCAAGGUGCGGCACCGAGCGCUCCAGCACUCCCUGGGCAAACUGCAGAGCGCCCGCCAGAGCAGCCAGGACCUGCUGGCCCAGCUCCAGCGCACCCUCGACCUGGUGGAGCAGCUGAAGCAGGGCGUGGACCAGAAGCUGCAGGGAGGACAGGAGAAGCUGCAGCAGCUGUGGCUGGAGUGGAGCAAGAAGGAGCCGGGCAAGGACCAGGUGGCACCGGAGGCAGUGGAGUCGGGCACGCUGACCAUGCUGCAGGGCUUGAGCCAGCAGCUGCAGAGCUCCUGCCAGCCCUUGGUGGCCAGCCUGCAGGGCCUCCCCGCCACCGUGCAGGACACGGCGGGGCAGGUCCGGCACAACGUGGAGGAGCUGCGGGCAGCGCUGGCCUCUGUCAGCUCCCUGCAGGAUGUCACGGGCCCCGUGCUGGCCCGGGCCCGCAGCCACGCCAGCAAAGCCCGGCAGCUGAUGGACGAGCUGGUGGAACACGUGGCCUUCAACACCCCCCUGACGUGGCUGGUGGGACCCUUCGCCCCCUCGGGCAAGCGCCCGGUGGAGCUGGAGAUGGAGUAGCGAUUCUGGGCUGCUUUCCCCCCCGAAAAGCCUCGUUAGGAGCCUUUGCUAAACCCCCCAGCCCCCCUCACCUUGUGCCUGCCUCUGUGGGGACCCUCCUGCCUGCCCCAGCUGUCCCUCUGCCCUCGCUGGAGACCUGCAGUUA